This is a messenger RNA of Epinephelus fuscoguttatus (brown-marbled grouper), 2403 nucleotides long. It is a transcript of the gene opn7a, whose product is annotated as opsin 7, group member a. Gene Ontology annotation, molecular function: G protein-coupled receptor activity. Bases 68 to 1420 code for a protein of 450 amino acids. NCBI's taxonomy places the organism in Eukaryota, Metazoa, Chordata, Actinopteri, Perciformes, Serranidae. The transcript has 6 exons. Gene Ontology annotation, cellular component: membrane. Gene Ontology annotation, biological process: G protein-coupled receptor signaling pathway; visual perception. The record is from RefSeq and is a predicted model, not a curated record.
AAGCGCAACAUAAAAGGACGCGGAAUUAGGUGAUUCGGCUUAUAUUACUUAAUCAAAGAGUUUCCAGAUGGGGCUGUUAGAUGAAGACAUUGCCUUCCACUCCAACAUACCUGUGCCACUGGAUAUUACCGUGGCUGUGGUCUACUCUGUUUUUGGAGUAUGCUCACUGUUUGGCAACAGCACGUUGCUGUACGUCUCCUACAAGAAAAAGCAUCUUCUGAAACCAGCCGAGUGCUUCAUCAUCAACCUAGCAGUUAGUGACUUGGGCCUGACUCUGUCCCUCUACCCCAUGGCGAUAACUUCAAGCUUCUACCACAGGUGGCUGUAUGGGAAAACAGUGUGCUCCAUGUACGCUUUUUGUGGCAUAUUGUUUGGCAUCUGCAGCCUGACCACUCUGACCCUGCUAAGCAUGGUGUGCUUUGUGAAAGUAUGUUAUCCACUCUAUGGGAACAGGUUUAACUGCGUUCACGGCCGUCUGCUCAUCGCCUGUGCGUGGAUCUAUGCCUUGCUGUUUGCCUGCUCCCCGCUGGCCCACUGGGGGAAAUAUGGGCCAGAGCCUUAUGGCACUGCCUGUUGCAUUGACUGGCGCCUGUCCAAUCAGCACUCUACAGCACGCUCCUACACUGUGGCACUGUUCAUCUUCUGCUACAUCCUUCCAUGCUGUGUUAUUACAGCAUCCUACAUGGGCAUUCUGGUCACUGUGCAAGCAUCCCGCAAGAAUAUGGAGCAGCAUGCAUCGAGGCAGACACACAUGAGCAGCAUCCAAAGAAUUAUUGUUAAGCUAAGUGUUGCCGUCUGCAUCGGUUUCUUCGCGGCAUGGAGUCCAUAUGCUGUGGUGUCCAUGUGGGCUGCCUUUGGACACAUUGAGAACAUCCCUCCUCUGGCAUUUGCCUUGCCAGCCAUGUUUGCCAAGUCUUCCACCAUCUACAACCCAAUCAUCUACCUAAUGCUGAGGCCGAACAUCCGCAGGAUGAUGCGCAGGGACCUUGGCGCUCUAUGCCACACCUGUCUGAGGGGUUGCCUCUGGUCCCAGGGGCCAGCUAAGUGCUGCUCCAAGCCAGAGAUCAGGGUCAGACUUCGCUCAGUCCACAGACACAACAACCAGUUCCCUUCAUCCAACUCCUCUGCUCAACCUCCGAUGGCAGCAUUAAAGGACCACAGCUGUGAUAAGUGCAAGGAUGCUUUCGAAUGCUUCAGACACUACCCUCAGAUGUGCAGCAUCAUUAACCCUGCUAUCAAUGGAGACUCAUCCAAGGAUCAAGGCACUCCAGUUCCCCAAACAUAUAAGCAGAAGCCUCAGAGCGUGUGCCACAAGAAGUCUCUACUGGCUAUCAUGUGUGCAAAAAGGACAUCAGAAAUAGACAACUUCCAUAUUAAUUUGGAAAUGGUUCCAGGGCAUGCAAAAGUGGCUUGGCCCUGAUAUUUCUCCAAAUUCACAAUGUUUACACAAUAUCUCUGGACAUAUUUUGCAGAUUAUGUUCUUUCACAUGUGGAAUUACUUAAUUUGUAUUUUCAGGAAAUCUGUUUCAGCAAUGUACCACGAAGCUCCUUCAGUAUCUGGGCUGAGGCCAUGUACCUUAUUUAUCCUUUGUCGCCUACUGUGCUUUUAGUUGGCACAACUGACACAAAUGACAGAAUAGAUUUUAGGUUAAAUGCAGACACAGUUUGCAGCCCUUAAACAAUAUAAUCAUGAUGCUCUGGUGAUAUUUACAGUUGAAAGUUAGCCGUUAACUAGCUUCUAAAUUAUUGUGUCAGGGCUACGUGGCUGAGGAUGGAUAGGUUUAGGAGUUUUCCACCUAUUUAUUUCCUGAUCAAAUUUGUCAAAAAGUGCAACUCUUUGAGCUCUUGUUCAUAUUCAGAUACCUGCUCAGAGUAGGGCUGCAACUAACGAUUAUUUUCAUUGUUGACUAAUCUGUCAAUUAUUUCUUCAAUUAGCCGACUAAUCAUUUUAUCGAAAAAAUGUGUUAAAAUGUUGAAAUAUGUCGGUCUGUCUCUCCCAAACCCCCAAAAUUAUGUCAUCUAAUGUCUUGUUUCGUACUCACACCAAAGGGUUUUAGUUCACCAUCAUGGGAGAGUGUGUAAUGCUGCCAAUAUCCGAACGCAAGAAGCUGCAAUAAGAGUAUUUUGGGGUACUUUUAUAGUACUUUUCUAAGACAAAUGACUCAAACUGAUUAGUCGACUACUAAAACAGUCACUGAUUAUUUUAAUAGUCAAUUAGUCAUCGAUUAGUCAACUAAUCGUUGCAGCCCUAGCUGAGAGUAUUCAAUCCCCUAGGCGGGAUUAUAAGCAUUGCAGCUACUUAAUUUUCUAUUCAAAUCAAUAUCAAACUGCCUGAAAGCAGCCUAUUCCUCAAAGCACUACUGGCAGCAUCGCCUGUCUGGAAUUACUUGUUGCGUGUAUUUC